AUGUCUUCCGCUACCACUUUCUACGACUUCGAGCCCGUCGAUAAGAAGGGCAACCCCUUCCCCCUCACCGACGUGAAGGGCAAAGUCGUCCUCGUCGUCAACACCGCCUCGAAGUGCGGCUUCACCCCGCAGUUCAAGGGGCUCGAGACCCUCUACCAGGAGCUCAAGGCCCAGUACCCGGAGGACUUCACCAUCCUGGGCUUCCCCUGCAACCAGUUCGGCAGCCAGGACCCCGGGUCCAACGAUGAGAUCCAGUCCUUCUGCCAGCUCAACUACGGCGUCACCUUCCCCGUGCUGGGCAAGCUCGACGUCAACGGCGACAAGGCCCACCCCGUGUGGACCUGGAUGAAGCAGGAGCAGCCGGGCCUGCUGGGCAUGAAGCGCAUCAAGUGGAACUUCGAGAAGUUCCUGAUCUCCGCCGACGGCAAGGUGGUCGGCCGCUGGGCCAGUCUGACCAAGCCCGAGUCGCUCAAGGACACCAUCGUCCAGGAGAUCGAGAAGGCGCGGAAGGAGGGCAAGCUGGCCUCCCAGACCAAGGGUGCUACUGCAGCUGAGGAAGCUCCUACUGCUACGGCGGCGGCUGCCGCGCCUACUCCUGCUGAGGGUGCUGAGGCCAACCUCUAA
Messenger RNA from Aspergillus aculeatinus CBS 121060, 624 nucleotides. RefSeq names its product glutathione peroxidase. Bases 1 to 624 code for a protein of 207 amino acids. The transcript has 2 exons. Gene Ontology annotation, molecular function: glutathione peroxidase activity. The record is from RefSeq and is a predicted model, not a curated record. Gene Ontology annotation, biological process: response to oxidative stress. Lineage: Eukaryota; Fungi; Ascomycota; Eurotiomycetes; Eurotiales; Aspergillaceae.